This is a messenger RNA of Chaetomium strumarium, 1598 nucleotides long. RefSeq lists its product as uncharacterized. The record is from RefSeq and is a predicted model, not a curated record. The transcript has a single exon. Lineage: Eukaryota; Fungi; Ascomycota; Sordariomycetes; Sordariales; Chaetomiaceae. The coding region runs from base 198 to 1511 and encodes 437 amino acids.
UGUCUAUUGGGCCCGGCAUCUGUCAGACGCCUGCGCUUGGCGGUGUAUAAGUGCGGUGCGCCUGCUCACCCAUCUUCCUUAUUAAAACAGUAUGUUAUAUUCUCUACGCUUUUGUCUUCUGACGUUGCUCCUGUCCAUCGAUCCCAUGGGCCCGGCUGGUUACUCUGGCUCCUCUUGAUGGUUUUUGUCGUCCCAGCAUGGACUUCCUCCCCGUCGAGCUGGUCCGACUCGUCUUCCAGUACUGCGAUCCCCCGGCCGUAAAAGCACUGCGAUUGGCGUCGGGCAGGUAUGCGGACGUAGGCUACGAAUACCUCCUUGAUUCACACUUCACCGCCGUCGAGUGGCGGGACGACAUCAAGCGGCUGCGCUGCAUCGCUGGUCACGACCGUCUCCGCGGCAGCAUCCGGUCUCUCACGUUCAACUUCUCCAAGGUCGACGAGUACAAUGCCCGCCACACGACUUUCUUCCAACACUGGCUCCAGGAGCCGGAAGAGCGCAGUGCGCAGCUCCAGGAUGCAUGGAUCAAGUACUAUGAACUGGAGGAAAGCGCCCGCAAGCUCCCGCCGUUUCACGCCCGAUCGAGCAUGGUCGAAGAGGCCUUCAAGCGGCUGCCUAACCUGAAAGACCUCGAAAUUACGCUCACCAAAUGCCCCUACCACAUCGAGAUCCUCAAGGAUGUCUUUGAAGUCCGAUCGUGCCGCAAGCGAGACCGCAGCCAGGCCUGCAAGAACAUGAACGCCAUUGUCUCGGCGAUCCGCCACGUGCGCCUCGCCUCGCUCUCCAUCGACCAGCUACCCCUCGAGAUCUUCCGCUUAGCUGACGACCGCCGGCACUGGUUCGACUGCGCGCGCUCAUUCGCAAGCCUCUCCCGCCUGAACCUCGUCCUCGACCCGCCCAACAACUUGCUGCCGUCUUCCCGCUUCCGCGCCAUUAACGGCCUGGGACACGUCCUACACUACAGCGUCAAUUUGACCCAUCUCACGUUGGCCUUCCACACCUACCACGCCCCCCUCGAAAAGUUCCACCUCUCCUUCCAAGCGCUCUUCUCUGGCUCCGAUUUCACCUACACAAAGCUCACCGACCUGAAGCUCGAGGGCGUCAGCUGCGCAGAAGACGACCUCCGCUCGUUCCUACUCCGGCACAGCGCCACCCUCGAACGCCUCCGCCUCGGCGGACGCGGCCUAGCCAAGCCGUUUGAGUGGAGCACAGGCGGCGUGCACCUUCACGAAGGGUCAUUCCGGUCGCUGUUUACGAGUCUACAAGGCAAAUUGCCCAAGCUUAAGAGGUUCCAUAUGGAGGGAGAUGCCGAGGCCGGGGAUUUUAUGGCCAGCUCGAGAGAGGUAUAUGUCUUCAGGGCCGUGACGGAUGAUAAUUGGGUGCCCGUGAAGACGGCAGAAGGGAAGCGCCGGGGACGGUUCGAAGGAUCGGCGUGUGUCAAGACCGUGGAUUCCCUGGGGUUAGAGAGGUUCUUGGUGGAGGGGGGCCAGUACCCCAGGCUGGGAAAGGAGUGAACUCAGGAAAAUGGACGGGAUCAGGGGCAGUGCGGUGCUUGAUCGCCGACCCUCAUCCGACUGCUUGUCCCCCUGGGACACACUAAU